Lottia gigantea (owl limpet) is the source of this 306-nucleotide messenger RNA. RefSeq lists its product as hypothetical. The record is from RefSeq and is a predicted model, not a curated record. NCBI's taxonomy places the organism in Eukaryota, Metazoa, Mollusca, Gastropoda, Lottiidae. The transcript has 2 exons. Bases 1 to 306 code for a protein of 101 amino acids.
AUGACAUUCGUGAUACCGAUAGUGGUGGAAGUGACUAAUGAACCGAGUGCUUCGAAUAAUGAACAUAUAAGAGUAGAUUCUAACAGUGACAAUGAUUCUAAUUCAGACCAGGGAAUCUAUGUUAGUGUCAGGGGUAGGCCUGGUAGUGUACGUGGUGACAGGGGAAGGGGACGUGCCUGUGGUGUGACUGUCGCAGGUCAAGGUAGAGCUCAACAAAAUCCUGUACCUACAUGGAAUACUGAUGAUGUGACUAAAGUAGUGGCAGCACCAGCACCAGAACUGGGGAAACAAAAAGGGGAAGACUAA